Thalassophryne amazonica is the source of this 2174-nucleotide messenger RNA. RefSeq names its product transmembrane protein 151Ba (gene tmem151ba). The record is from RefSeq and is a predicted model, not a curated record. The transcript has 2 exons. NCBI's taxonomy places the organism in Eukaryota, Metazoa, Chordata, Actinopteri, Batrachoidiformes, Batrachoididae. The coding region runs from base 238 to 1749 and encodes 503 amino acids.
UCUCAACCUGUCUCACGCUCCAUCUCUCCAUCCAUCCCUGUGAAGGAGUGUCGCACAAUAACCGGACGAAAAGCUGCACAUCGCGGUGACGUGUUCUCACCUGGAACAUGCCAGGACGAUGCGUCUCGCUUUGGCUUCCUUUUGGAUGAUGCUCACGGGGUUUGAUCUGUGCCCUGAUUUGGAAAACCCCUCGUCCCGACAAGAGAUCCAUGUCCCGGCUUUUGUUCCGCUGUCAUCAUGUCCCCCGCAGCUGAAAACAGAACCACCAUCGUCCCCGAGGAGGACUCCGACAGCCCCCGAGAGGAGCAGCGGCCACUGAAACAGACCCUCAGUAAAUCUUUGUGCCAGGAAACCCACUGGAAAUGUCUUCUGCUGUCUCUGCUGAUAUAUGGGUGUGUCGGAGCCAUGAUUUGGUGUCAGGUGACCAAGGUGACGCGUCUGUCUUUCGACAGCGCGUACAAAGGAAAGUCCAUGAUGUACCACGACAGUCCCUGCUCCAAUGGCUACAUCUACAUCCCCCUGGCCUUCCUGGUCAUGCUGUACGUGGUCUACCUGGUGGAGUGCUGGCACUUCUACACCAGGAAUGAGUUGCAGUACAAGGUGGAUGUGGACAACGUGGCGGAGCGCAUCCAGAGAAUGCAGCAGACAACCCCUUGCAUCUGGUGGAAGGCCAUCAGUUACCAUUAUGUCAGGAGGACCAGGCAGGUGACGCGCUACCGUAACGGCGAUGCCUACACCACUACACAAGUCUACCAUGAGCGAGUCAACACCCACGUGGCCGAGGCAGAGUUUGACUAUGUGAACUGUGGCGUUAAGGAUGUCUCAAAGCACCUGCUGGGGCUGGAGGGCUUCCCCAUCACCAGGCUGAGAUUCACCAAGUGCUUCAGCUUUGCCAAUGUGGAGUCUGAGAACUCGUACCUGACUCAACGGGCCCGUUUUUUUACAGAAAACGAGGGCCUGGAUGACUACAUGGAGGCCCGCGAAGGAAUGCAUCUAAAGAAUGUAGACUUUAAGGAGUUUAUGAUUGCCUUUUCUGACCCCAACCACCUUCCAUGGUACACAUCCACUUGCGCAUUUUGGGUGGCCGCUGCCGUCACCCUUUCCUGGCCUCUGCGGGUGUUUACAGAGUACCAUACCGCCUACGUCCACUACCAUGUGGAGAAGCUCUUUGGCUUUGACUUUGUGGCGGUGACAGCAGCUGAAGAUCGCCCAUAUUGCCGACACAUCCCUCGGGUCAACACAAUUGACAGCACAGAGUUGGAGUGGCACAUCCGCUCCAACCAACAGCUGGUACCGAGCUACUCGGAGGCCAUUCUCACGGACCUGGCCCAGUUCUCAGAGAGCUGCAAUAACUACUCCACAAGUGGCACCUACAGUAGCUACAGGCAGAACUGUGAACGCUGCCACCGCGCCAUCAGCAGCUCCUCCAUCUUCUCUCGCAGUGCUCUCAGCAUCUGCAACUCAGCGAGCCCGCGCAUUCCCUUCAGCGCAAGCCGCUUCUCGCUGGGCCGGCUGUACGGCUCCCGAUGCAGCUUCCUGUGGAGGAGCGGCGGCAGCCUAAACGAGCAGUCCUGCCCGUCAGAGAGCACGCGAUGCCUGUCGGGCCAGCAGACCAGUGAGGAGAACCCUCCAGCUUAUCAGGAUGCUCAGUACUUCCCAGUGCUCAUUGUACAUAGCAGUGAAGGUUGCCUCAACCACAACCACCGCACCCUGCACAGAAAUGGCUCCUGUGUUGAGACCGCUCUAUGAUCGAUGGCGGCCACACCUACUGGCUGAGAAAGGACGUCAUAAUUCCCUUUACUGAAGGGGGCACAGGGAGAUAACCCUCAAACAUUUGCCUCUCCCUUUAACAACAAGGAUUACUGGCUCACCCGUAAGUGACCAUAGAUCAGGAUUUCUUCAGCUACUUCCAAAGAAUCCAUGACCUCAAAUCGGACAUAACGUAUGCCUGGAAAAGUCCUCUCAGUACACUCAAUAUGUCAGGGAAAACACAUUUAAUACUCUUGAUAUGACUGUUGUUUAAAAUGUGGCUUUAAAUACCAAACUGACCUGCAGACAACCUCUAUGAAGAUGAAGAAAGAAGCCUAGCGGGUAGUAUUCUCCUGCAAAUGCCAUAUUUGUACAGUAGAUCUCAGCCACAGACAAUCUGCAAGGAUAUUAUUAUGUCUGGAGUA